AAGUGCCUUUUUGUAGUUUUUCAAAAAACAAAACAUCAAGAAGGUGGAAACCAAGUAGAUCUUCACUGUACAGUAAUUGCAGAUGGCACCCACCAUGUCGACCUGGUGCUUGAUUCUCUGCAUGGUAAUAGUAUUACCGAAUGGUUUUGUAUAUGGCGUUAAUAAUGACGUGCUUCCUGUUGUUAUUAACACAUGGCCGUUUACCGAUGCCACUGCUAAAGCUUGGGAUACUAUCAGUUCUGGUGGGAGUGCCCUGGAUGCUGUGGAAAAGGGCUGCACAGUGUGUGAAGUAGAACAGUGUGAUGGUACUGUUGGCUAUGGCGGAAGCCCGGACUCAACCGGCGAGACUACAUUGGAUGCAAUGAUCAUGGAUGGUACAUCAAUGGAUGUAGGAUCUGUUGGCUGUCUGCGUAACAUCCGGUCAGCAAUUUCUGUGGCACGUGUUGUGAUGGAAGCCACCAGAGAAACACUGCUCGUUGGAACUGCUGCUACUAACUUUGCUGUCGAAAUGGGCUUUCAGGAACAGCCACUGGAAACUGAGCAUUCCCGUGCGAUAUUUGCAGAGUGGAAGAAAAACAACUGCUCUCCUAAUUAUUGGGUGGAAGGUGCCGUUAUGCCUGAUCCAACUAAGCAGUGUGGUCCAUACAAGCGUGUGCCGCCUCAGCAAGAUAAUGAAUAUGUUGCCAGUAAUCAACUGGAUGACAGCAAUCCUAAUGUUGAUAUUCAUCACCAUGACACGAUUGGUAUGGUGGUUGUCAAUGCCAGCAAUCAUGUUAUGUGUGGUACGACAACCAAUGGUGCAAAUCACAAGAUUGCGGGGCGUGUGGGAGAUUCCCCGAUCACUGGCUCUGGUUCGUAUUGUGACAGUGAAGUGGGUGGUGCAGCACAGACUGGUGAUGGUGAUGUCAUGAUGAGAUUCUCACCGACGUAUCAAACUGUGGAAAACAUGCGCCAUGGCAUGACACCGCAGGCAGCUGCCGAGGAUGCCAUUAGAAGAAUUAUGCGCAAAUAUCCCACUUUUGCCGGUGGAAUUGUUGCGGUCAAUCGAGAAGGAGAAUACGGUGCCGCUAGCCACUCGUUCAACCUGACAUAUUCAGUACGCAAUAAGAAACUGGGCAAGGUCACCGUCUUCAAGACACAUGCCCUCUAGGUGAACCCUGCUUGCUAGCACUCAACUACUGUAUACAUGUACAUGGAGCAUUUCCGAUGCUCAAUUUAGUUCUGUUGCACAACACAACAUUCACUUUUCAACUUCAGGCAGUGGCAACACAUGAGAAGAAGAGUAUGAAGGAAAGCUGAGAAAAUAGCGUUGCACACACCAGUGAGUAUUCGACUGUAAUAUGAUAAACUGCAAAUACUGCUCUUGUGUAAUGAUGCUAUGGAUAUAAGCCACAGCGACCGCAUUGAAGGAAUGGGCUAAACAGGAAUUAAAAAAAAGUCUGUUUACAAGGGGAAAUAAUGUAAUAAGAAAAAAUUGAAUAAAUACAACCUAAACGUCGAAACCACUCGUGCCCGCAAUGCUGUAUCUCUUUGAGCCACGUUCAUCUUCAUACAUACCUAGGGUAGGUAUAGUCCUGUUUAGUCCUGUCUAGUCCUGUUCAUAGGCAGAAAAGCACACAACCAGCAAAUUAUCUACUCCUUUCUUACACCUUGCGUUCUGUUACUUCAAGGAUAACCCCACCUCUAACUUCUGCUUCCCUUAUUUGAGGAUAUAUGUAGCAUUGAGAGAGGACGUAACCUACUUUGUAUACUAGUACCGGCGGUAAUAAUAAUUAUGCAUAUUUCUUUAGUACACUAAUAAUAUUAUUACUAGUACUGUCACUUGUUAGGUAGGUCAUCAACAACUCGUAAAUUAUGUCCAUUGUGUGUCUAUUUUACUGUGUUAAAACUGCCUCUUAUACUAUC
Molecule: messenger RNA, 1905 nt
Organism: Sycon ciliatum
Lineage: Eukaryota; Metazoa; Porifera; Calcarea; Leucosolenida; Sycettidae
Product: N(4)-(Beta-N-acetylglucosaminyl)-L-asparaginase-like
Exons: 12
Coding region: 83-1150 (355 amino acids)
Biological process (GO): protein deglycosylation
Cellular component (GO): cytoplasm
Molecular function (GO): asparaginase activity; N4-(beta-N-acetylglucosaminyl)-L-asparaginase activity; beta-aspartyl-peptidase activity
Source: RefSeq, a predicted model, not a curated record